Nasonia vitripennis (jewel wasp) is the source of this 5404-nucleotide messenger RNA. It is a transcript of the gene Acf, whose product is annotated as bromodomain adjacent to zinc finger domain protein 1A. The coding region runs from base 85 to 4428 and encodes 1447 amino acids. Lineage: Eukaryota; Metazoa; Arthropoda; Insecta; Hymenoptera; Pteromalidae. Gene Ontology annotation, molecular function: protein binding. The transcript has 14 exons. Gene Ontology annotation, biological process: chromatin remodeling. The record is from RefSeq and is a predicted model, not a curated record.
GAUUGAUUUCCGAAAGCGUGUGUGACGACGUCGUCAUCGUCGUCGUCGUCGGGAGCGGGGCUCCCCGUUGAGUAAAUCGAAAGCAUGCCGCUGCUCAAGAAGAAGCCUUUUCAAAGGCUGCACGUCUCCUCGGACUUUCGAGAGGACGACGAGGUCUUUCACUGCGCGGUCACCAAUGAAAUCUUCAAGGACUACAAUGAGUUUUGCGAGAGAAUCAUCUUGUGCAAUUCGAUGAUAUGGUCGUGCAGCAUAACAGGCAAGUCUGGAAUGACUUACGAGGAAGCCUUACAAUGUGAAGAGCACGCAAAAGAAAGCCUUAAGGAGUUUCCAAUGGAGCUGCGGAUUCCGAUUCUUUACUUGGCCAGCAAGACAUCCAGAACUUCGUUUGGAGAAAUGAUUGAGGACGUUUACCAGUAUGCCAGAGAGCGAUACUUCAUUGGGGAAAUGGUUGAAGCUAGCUUCACAGAGGAUUCUUGGUGUGAAUGCCAUGUUUUGCAAGUAAUCGAGCCUAAUGAAGCUCAGGUCAAUGCAUACAAUGCAGAAAAUACCAAAAGUCCUCAAGAUAGACAGUAUCAACCUCCUGCCAAACUGUUUCGGUAUGAAGUAGAGCAGCUUGACUGUGGUGACGCAGAUGUUAGCCAACUCAUGAUAGUGGAGGCAUCACAAGUUCGUAGGAGGAAACAGCAAUACAGCAGAGAGCGCAAUAAGAUCUUCCUCAGAAUGCUUUGUGAACAGAAUAGUGCUGGAGUAUGGGUUGUAAAGGAAAGUGUACUACAAAAGUACGGAAUCACCAAGACUCGUUUUGAUUCUUUGUUUGCUGGACCUCUACCCGAUUUCACCCCCAAACCAAGAAAAGUAGUCAAGCAGAAGCAAGAAUCUUUGGACAAGUUUCUUAUUUCUGAUGUAUCUAAGCACAGAGCCUUCAAUAAACCAGAUCCUCUAAAGAAAAUCAAUGAUUCUGGUAUGGUCAUGAAAAAAUAUAAGAAACCCAGGCUUAAUGGUAAAUUUAAAGAAGAAUUGAAAGCAAAAGCUUUGGAAGAAAAAGCAAAACGACAAGAAGAGCGUCUAGAAAAGAAGGAACGCAAAAAGGAAGAAAAAACGAAGCAAGCUGCUUUAGCAGCUUAUGUCAGAAAAUGGAAUAAACCCAGAGAAGAUCUGGAGUGUGAAGAUCUUAAACCUCUUCCUGAAGCAACUCCCCUAAAAAGUGACUUGCUUAACGAGAAUUUUGGCGAUUUUGCCAUGAUACUGGAGUUUUUGGAAUUUUUCCAUGAUGAGCUUGAAGUCAAAACUUGGUUCUCAAGUGGCUGCACCCUUGAAAUUUUGGAAAAGGCAAUGGUUGAAAAAGAAACCACUGGUACAUUUAAUGAUCUUGUACAGUUACUUCUCGCCAACAUUUUUAAGCACCAAGCAGAAGAAGAAGAUGAAAUUCAUGCAGAAUCAUCAGAAACAGUUACUGACAGUAAUACUGAUCAAAGGGUAUCUUCUAUGGCUGAUGCUGUUAAGUUAGCUACAAUGGCGUCGAGUUGGUGUCAAACUCACCAAGGAUGUCAAUUAUCAGAACUUGCAUUAGAUUAUUAUUCAGUGAGUGAAAUUUUGAGACAGCACCUUUUGAGUUCUGGUGGUCGUAUAAGUGAAGCAGCCUCCAAGUGGAGAUACUCUCAGAGAGGUGGCUAUACAAAUCAAGAUGAUCCUGCACUUUUGCUGAGAAUUGAAAAACCACGAAUUCUGCGGGCCCUUAGUCAUCGUAAUAUGUGUGAAUUUGAUUUAAAAGAUCGCUUAACUGUAGUGAUUUGCUUAAUGAAUCAACUACUGACAUUUGCCUCUAUAAGAGAUGUUAUUGAUGAAAGGUACGAAAAGUUAUUCCAAGCAAAGAAAGAAUUAAAAUCUUUUAUUAUUGCUGAACAAAAGAAAGAAAAAGAAGAAAGAGAAAAACUAAAAGAAAAAGAAAAAGAAGGCAAAGUAGAGGAAGAAGAUCCUGAGCCUAAGAAAAUAACACGAAAUAACUGCAAAGAAGAAAAAAAAAAGGAAGAGUAUGAAGCAAAAUUAAAAGAGUUGCAACUAGCAUCAAGGGAUGAUCAAAUGAUGGUACUGUUAGGUACAGACAGAGCAUUCAGAAAAUAUUGGCGUUUACUAUCUAUACCAGGUGUAUUUGUGGAAAACGUUGAUUUGUGGUCGGGCACAUGUUUACCAGAGGGUACUCCGUAUAUGCCAGAACUUUCAGAUACCAGUACACUAUAUUCCUACUUGAAAAAUUUAUUUGAAGACGAAUGUAGCGAUAAGGAGAACAGCUUUAAGAAAAAUAAGUCCCCUAAAAAAGUUAGUUUUUCCGAUAAAAAUGGAGUUAAAACUCCUCGUAAAGAUGUUAAGAAAGAUGUUCGUAAAAGCUUGAUGGCUUGUACUGGUAGCAAAGAGUGUCCAGUGCAUGUAAAUAGACCUGGUCCCAAGUGGAGUUUUUAUGGCAACGAACAAGAUAUUGAUACAUUAAUAAAUGCACUCAGUGAGAGGGGAAUUCGUGAAUCAGAACUUAGAAAUAAUCUUAUCCGCGAAAAAGAUAGUUUGAUAUCAGUUAUAAAUAAUUGUCCAAAACACAAAUUGAAUCCAGAAGUUUUUACUGAAGCAGUAAAAGAUACAUCCAAAGGCACGAAAAAAAGUAAAGCUGACAAUACUCACAGUAAUUAUCCUUCUGACAUGGAAAUAGAUGAUGUAUUGGAACAAACAUUACGCGAUUAUCUUUUGGACUUGGAGGAGAAGAUUAAGUUGGGUUGUUUGGGCUCGUUAAAAGUCAAUAGUCGUGAAUCGUGGAGAAAUGCUAUUAACACUCGCAAGUACGAUAAACAGUGCGACAAAUUGGUGUACGGUUUAAAUGAAACUCCAGUUGAUUCCUCGGCCAACACUUCGGUGGAUAAAAUCAAAACAGAAACCAAGAGUAGUAGGUCUGGCACCCCUGAUUCCGACGCAGGUAAUUCUCAUACAAAAGUUUACCGUGAUCCAGGAAUAUAUUUGGGUCCGCCAGAAAAAGGUGAAUCUGUACCAGAUUCUACGCAACAAACGGCAAUCAAACAAAUGGCGUGCGCUAUACUACAAGUAUAUCAUGCUGUUGAACACAAGUACCUGAAAAAGCCACUAGGCAUCGAUGAUAAAGAUAAAAAAUGGUCUAGUGAAGAAGCCAGAGACAGAUGGGAACAUUCGCUUAUGGCAUCAACGAGUUGGUCUCAACUUUUUGUACAUUUGAAUACCUUGGACAAUAGUAUUGCUUGGAGUAGAAGUGCACUCAAUGCACAAUGUCGCAUCUGUCGAAAACGACGAGAUGCCGAAAAUAUGCUGCUUUGUGAUGGAUGUAAUAAGGGCCAUCAUCUUUACUGCUUGAAACCCAAGUUGACCUCUGUACCAGCUGGUGAUUGGUUCUGUCAUCUCUGUAAACCCAGGGAAACCAAAGCAAAAGAAAAAGCGAAAAAGAGGAGAAAAUUCGAAGACGAAAUCGAAGAAGAUACAACGCUUACAAAAGAAACUCGACAUAACCGAGCAAAACGAGUUGUGGAGAGUGACGAGGAUGCUGAAGCUGAUAGUGAUGAAAAUCAAGAUGAGGAAAUGGAACAUGAAACGACACAACUUUGUUCAGUUUGUGAGAGUGAUGGAAAACUUAUAGAAUGCGAUAUGUGUUCUAAAUUUUUCCACACUGAUUGUCUAGAACCUCCAUUGGCAAGGGCACCUCGAGGCCGAUGGUCCUGUAAUACUUGUAAAUCUCGGAAAAGUAAUCCCAGGCCAGGUCGUGAAAAGGAUAAAGAGACAGAAAGAUCAUCCGCAGCAAUGGCACGUUCUCGCAUCCACGGCUUCGCCAAGAGCCUUCUUAGUAAAGAAUCUAAAGACUGGGAUGACAGUAGUGCUUCAGAAGAAACUGAACAACCAAGGCAAACAAGGAGGGCGGCCAAGAGAGCAGCUGAAAUCGAGCACGAAGAAGAAAUAAAGCAUACUGUCAAAGGAUGUAAACAUUUGCUAACACAACUUCUAGCUGAAAUCAAGAAAAAUAAGGAUUCUUGGCCUUUCAUGGCACCUGUAACAAAAGACGAGGUUCCCGACUACCAUGACUAUAUAUCUCAUCCAAUGGAUUUUGGCACUAUCAAGACCAAGUUCGAAAAUGAUGAAUAUCGCACUCUCCAAGAAUUCUACAGCGAUUGCUUAUUGGUCUUUGAUAAUUGCCAAACGUAUAACACAGAACACAGCGAGGUGUAUAAUUACGUUUUCAGGGCUGGCAUGAGGCUAAUGAAAUUUUUCGAGAAGAAGUGUAAAGAUCUUAAUCUCAAUUACAAUGAAGAUGCCGUUCGACAACCACAGGUCAAAAUACAAAAAGUUCAAAGAAAUGGUGAUCAAAAUGGAUUGGAGCACAGUGAUGAAGAUGAUGAUGAUGAUAAUGAUUCGAACGAUAGUUAGAAUAAGAUUUAUAUCUGAUCGUGUAAUAUUUAUACAGCGACUUGCCUUCCUUGAAAUCUUGAAUUAAAAUAAGUUUCUGUUGCAAAUCGUGUGAAUUAUAACGCAGCAAAUCAUCGGCAUAGUCGAUUGUUUAUUGACAAGACAAACUCUUGGAGUUAAUCUUGCAGCAAAAAUUAUUUUAGUUUGAACAAAUUAUAAAAGUUCAUAAAUCGUUAAAAGUACAAGGGCUUGACUGAUCGGUAGAGAUUAUUAUUAUUGAAAACUGAUUAAGUCUGUAUCAAAACGCUAUUUUUAAUGUUUAGAUAGUUUUGCACAAGUUUGAUUCGUAAAAUUUCUCAUUGGGCCUAGCUGAGAUAAGUAUUAUUCAAUGAAACUCAGAUUUCUCAGCAAAUAGCUUUGCUAUUAAAUGAACCAGUGUGGGAGACUUAAUUUAUGACAUCCCACUUUAAGUAACCAAUUUAGCACUUCUACACUUAUUGGUCCAUAAUAUUGUUAUAUGAUCCACUUGAUUCAUAAAUUAUUAUUUAUUCAAUUAACUAUAGAUUUACACCUUAGAGUAGAUCAGAGAAAAUAUUUCAUAUACCAAUUGUCGUCUUAAUAACAAAUUUUUAAAUCUCUUCACGAGUUGGGUACGUGAGCUCGUGUAGGCUAAGAUUUUAGAUUAUAUUUUAUUUAAAAAACUUUAAAUUUUUUAAAACUAAAUCCAGAACUAUUCGUACAGAAUCUUAUUAACUGGAUGUUUUUAGAUUUUUGAUUCUUUUUCAAAUUGUUAUUAUAGUAGCAGUACUUAGUUUGCCAUAAUGCAAGAUCUACUUGAUCAUUUCCAAGUUUGUUGAGAUAAACCUUGGGCUGGACCUACCCAAAUUUUAAGAAAAAUUUGGACAUUGAGCAUUAUCUUGUACAGCACAAUUAAGAUCAUUUGUAAUGGAUGUACGUUUUAUACAAUUAAUUUGGUAAUAAACACCUUCAAAAUCAA